Molecule: messenger RNA, 1288 nt
Organism: Danio aesculapii
Lineage: Eukaryota; Metazoa; Chordata; Actinopteri; Cypriniformes; Danionidae
Product: transcription factor AP-2-delta-like
Exons: 6
Coding region: 1-792 (263 amino acids)
Biological process (GO): anatomical structure development; regulation of cell population proliferation; regulation of transcription by RNA polymerase II
Cellular component (GO): nucleus
Molecular function (GO): RNA polymerase II transcription regulatory region sequence-specific DNA binding; DNA-binding transcription factor activity, RNA polymerase II-specific
Source: RefSeq, a predicted model, not a curated record
AUGCUGUAUGAGACUUUAAAAGCCUUCUUUCAUUGCUGUGGCACAUGUGUAGUGAAUCCUACAGACCUGUUCUGCUCCGUACCAGGAAGACUUUCUCUUCUCAGCUCUACCUCAAAGUACAAAGUGACCAUCGCUGAAGUCAAACGCCGCCUGUCUCCUCCAGAGUGUCUCAACGCUUCACUACUCGGUGGAAUAUUAAGAAGGGCCAAGUCAAAGAACGGCGGCCGGUGCCUCAGGGAGAAACUGGACAGACUGGGACUCAAUCUCCCAGCAGGCCGCAGGAAAGCAGCCAACGUCACACUCUUGACCUCUUUAGUGGAAGGAGAAGCGUUACACCUGGCUCGAGACUUCGGUUACACCUGUGAGACUGAGUUUCCCACUAAAGCAGUCGGGGAGCAUCUGGCCCGCCAGCACACGGAACCAAAGGAACAGAACGCACGCAAGAAAAUGGUGCUGGCCACCAAGCAGAUCUGUAAGGAGUUUCAGGAUUUGUUAAGUCAGGAUCGAUCUCCGCUCGGUUCCUCUAGACCAACACCUAUUCUGGACUUGGACAUUCAGAGACAUCUAACACACUUCAGUCUGAUCACGCAUGGAUUUGGUACGCCGGCGAUUUGUGCGGCUCUUAGCACCUUUCAAACGAUUCUCAGCGAAAUGCUCAAUUACCUGGAGAAACACUCAGCAAAUAAGAGCACAGGAACGCCGGACACCAAUCAAAUCAACUCCAACUCGGACAAAACACUGCGCAAAACUGAGGCACCAACAAAAGACGGUAAAAUCGAGAAGACGGAAUGACUCUGAAUGACACAGGAGUGGCCGCUGUCCUGACUGAGCCCUGAUGGGCGGGACUUGUUCAGGGUGUGGCUACUAGGGGCGGGGUUACUGGGUUUUUAUUCCAUAUGCAUUUAUUUCUAAAACUGGCAUACCUUCCUAAGACCUCAGCUUUCCCUGUAUGAGAGUCUGUCUGUAUGUACAAACCACUCACCAUUCUCACUGCCCGCAAAAAAUAAAACGCAAACCAUUUCAUUAUUUUCUAAGUUAUUGAAGUUAUUUUGCUUAAAGUUUGUCUGUAAUUAGUUUAAAUAAUGAUUUUAAAAAUGCAAUAUCUUUUAUUAAAUAAAAAAAGACUCACAUUCCAUUUCUGGCGAGGCCUCAUUUGAGGUCAGUUUGAGACUGUAAAAAUAUUACAGGUAACUUUCCCUGUUAAUUACUGUAUAAUGUGCAUGUUAAACUUUGUACACCAUCUGAAAUGGAAAUCCCCCACUGUUGUACCAGAAGACAAAACUCUUUG